Alternaria atra is the source of this 1047-nucleotide messenger RNA. RefSeq lists its product as uncharacterized. The record is from RefSeq and is a predicted model, not a curated record. The transcript has 4 exons. Bases 1 to 1047 code for a protein of 348 amino acids. Lineage: Eukaryota; Fungi; Ascomycota; Dothideomycetes; Pleosporales; Pleosporaceae.
AUGCAGUGGGCUACCUUUCUCGCCGCGGCCACGGCUCUUGCCGGAAAUGUCGCUGCACAGAACAUGUUGCGAUUUGCUUGCUCGCAGCUUGUCGUUGAGCGAACAGAUCCGCUUGUCAACCCCGGCGUGAAAUACACCCCACAUCUUCAUCAGAUUGUCGGAGGCGACUCUUUCAACAUCACAAUGGACCCCGCAAACGACCCUGCGCAGCUUUCCAAGUGCACAUCAUGCAGUUUCGUCCAGGACAAGUCGAACUACUGGACUGCUGUCAUGUUCUUCAAGGCAAAGAACGGAACCUACAUCCGUGUGCCUCAGAUUGGAAACGGUGGACCACAAGGACAGCUCAUCAACGACGGCGGUCUCGAUGUCUACUACAUCCCCAGUGGCAAAGUCACCGCUUUUAAGAAGGGCUUCCGUAUGCUUGCAGGCUCAGCCACCAACACCGAUAACAGCAAAGUCAAGCUCGCCAACAUCUGCCAUCGCUGCUGGAAUGCUCCAUCUGAGAGCACCUUCGUUGGAGGUGCACCCUGCACGGGUUCCGACACUGUCGCUAUCCCCAAGGACCCCAAGUGCAAGCUCAUCCGCCAGACCAUCAUCUUCCCUACUUGCUGGGAUGGCAAGAACCUCGACUCACCAGACCACCAGAGCCACGUUGCUUACGGUCAGGGCUCAGGUGCUACUGGAGGCGGCGCUUGCCCAUCUACUCACCCCGUCAAGCUUCCUCAGGUCAUGUACGAACUCAUGUGGGAUGUCAGAAAGUUUGCCGACCAGAGCUUGUGGCCCACUGAUGGUUCGGAUCCUUUCGUUUACAGCAUGAACAUUGGUGGUUCUGCUGCACACGGUGAUUACGUCUUCGGUUGGGAAGGCGACUCUCUCCAGAAGGCCAUGGACAACAACUGCAACCUCAACACCGCUUGCCCCAAAGCUGGUCUCACCGUUCAACAGCCCGCUCAAUACAACGCUUGCAAGAAGAAGCAACAAGCUCCUGAGGCGGUCGACGGCUGGCUCAAGGAGAUGCCGCUUGGUGACAUGGCUAUCAAGGCAUAG